AUGGCGCCGUCUCCGCUGCGGCAGCAGCUCGAAGAGAUGAAGUACGUGGAGCUCCAGCGGAUCGCAAAGGCCGCCGGGCUCAAGGCCAACCUGCGGGCAGACAAACUGUUGAAAGCACUGAAGCAACACUUUGAUGGAACAAAACAAGAAAGUGCAAAUAUGGACUCUGAAAAAAGUGUACCUAGUCUCAUCAAAUCAGAUGAACCGAACAAUGAGGAGGAAAUGAUGCCUGAUUCAGUGGCUUUUACUACAAGAAGAUGUGGUAAAGAAAAGAAAGUAAACAGAAAAAAGAGGAACUCCGCUGAUGAUACUAAUACCAGUGAGGAAAAUGCAGAGCUUUCUCAUGAGAAAGAGGUGCAUUUGGAAAUGAAAGAAAAUGAGGUGCCUUGGGGUCAGCAAGGAAAGGGACAGAAGGUAUUCCAAACUGAGGAACAAGUAACUAAAAAAAGAGCUACUGAGAGCCCAGGGAUGGGUACUGCUCGGAAAGAGCAGCCAAAGAGGACUUCUACUAAAAUUGCUGGAGGUGAAUGUGAUGCUCUUAAGGCAGGAGGGAGGAUCCCUGUAUAUGCAGGCCGUGCAUCUAGGUCUGGGAAAAAAGGAAUGAAAGCUACUACACCAAACUUUAAGAAGUUGCAUGAGGCUCACUUCAAGAAAAUGGAAUCAAUUGCUGACUACAUUGAGAGGAAAAAGAAAGUUAUUGAAACCUGCAGCAGUUCUCUCAAUGAAGUCAAGGUGCUGACCAAAAAAUCCAGUAUCUUAAGAGCAUCAGAAAAAGGCACUCCUUACAGCACUUCUAAGAAACAUAACAGCAGCAAAACAUUCUUAUUCAGCCCAAACCCAGAAAGAGGCAGAAUCUCCACCACCUGCACCCCCAGUAACCGCCAUCACACACCACGCAGUUCUCUGAACACCAGUCGGAGUAUUUUAUCCAAGAAAUCGUCAUUUAACCCUUCUGUCCUUUCAACAACCAAAAUGAACGUCAGGUUCUCAGAAGCCACAAAAGAUAAUGAGCACAAACGCUCCCUUACCAAGACUCCAUCUAGAAUGUCUCCAUACCUGCAGAUGUGCACACCUGAGAGCCACAAACCAGCAAGACAGAAAACCAGUGUAGGAAAUGCAAGAAAUAACGAUUCGACUGCAGCAAAGGGUAAAGGUGAGGCUCUCACCCCCUUCAAGUUCUCAGCUCACCCUGCAGAACCCACAAGCGCCAAGAAGACGUUUGAUCUCAAAGCAAGUCUCUCGAGGCCACUUCGGUAUCAGCCACAUAAAGGACGACUAAAACCUUGGGGAGAAUCUAAAGAAAAUACUGUUCCAAAUAAGCCUGGCAGCAACAUCUCUUCAUGUAAGAAAGACUACAAACAGCCCCAUCUUCAGACAAGGGAAGAAAGGCGGGAGAAACAUGAGCAAGAGAGAAAGAAGAAAAAGGCUAAGGUUCUUGAAAACCGCAGAGGAAUAUCUCUGGGUUAGGAGGAAUAGAAAUAUCUAAGGUAUUACUGUAAAUAGUAGUCCGGUCAUGUAAAUAUCUGUGCUGUGUGUGUAGUUCAGCUUGCUAUUAGCUAGUAGGAUCCAGAAAGCAUGGAAUAAGACUUCAAAGUGCAUCUGAGCGUAAUGUUUCAGUGAUCAACUUCUCCAAUGAGAUGAGAGUUCUAAACUUUAAGGAGCUUAGAACUAUCUCUAGUUGCCUCAUGUUUUCCUUUAACCAAAACAUGUUAAAGGAGAAAAUGUAAGUGGGGGGAAAAAAGAUGCUCAGGAAGUCUCCUUGCAACUUAGCCAGACUUCACCUGAAUGCAUUUGUUACUGCUAGAUGCAUGCUUUGGAUAGCAGGCGUCAAAGUCUUCCAUUGGCAAACUACAAUUAAUUCAACUGCCCCUUUCUCCAAAUCAAUCCUCCAGUCCUGUGACAGCAAUUAUUCAGUGUUUCUCAUUGCCUAUGAGGUAGUAGGGAAUUUCUAAGAGCUAAAACAUGCAACUUCUCUGGAAAACUGAAAGUUUCCAGCAUAAUCGUUACACAAUGUAUUAAAGUCACAACUGAAAGGGGGCUUUACAAAUGACCAGUGGGAUACUUUGAACAGUUGAUGUUGUUUUGUUCCUUUCUGUGCUAAAUAGCAGCUGUUAACAGAAUUCUUCUGCUUUUCAUCUCUCUGAUGCUUAAAAGAGGUUACAGUAGUAUUGGGGCACAUUCAAUAUGUUAGAUUUAAAAGCUGUUUUUAUUUUUACCUUUAAAAAGAUGCAUAGAGCUGUCUGGAUUUAUGAUGGAACUGGAAAGGUACUUCAGCAGCUUUAAUCUCAGCUACACUUCUGUACCAAUAAUUCACGGUGAAUUUAGUGUCCUAUUGAAUAUAUACUGAAAUGUCAAGAACAAGCAGUUUUUUGUUUUUAAAAAAAUUAAUCUGUAGAAUAAAUGUUUUGUACAUAUUCUGUUUUUUUAUCACUGAUUCUAUCAUCUAAUGUACUACGUGUAACUACCCCCUUAGUGUAGCACUAGUCUUGUUCACACUUUUUUACUACUCAACCUCUUUUUGUGACAAGUUUUCCUCACCAAUGAGCCUGCCUAUGACUUUAUGAAAUCACAAAGUGCUUUCAUAAAGCAUUUUGUUUGUCCUGGUAGCUUUAGAAAUGACAACUAUCACUCCUCUUAUGCUUCUACGCAAGGGGAAAAUGAUAGUACAAGACACUGCUUCAGUUUGCCUUUGUGGUGGCCUCUUCCAUAUAAAAUAUAAGUACGUUUAGUAUUUGUCAAGUAUACUUAAGGUCACUGCAGCAGAGGUCAGUGCUUUGAUUAGACAAAUUUAUGAUGAGUGAAGUGGAACAAUUCACACUUGUUCUUUGAAGUGUUUGCCAGGUCAUCUAAACCAGACUUCUCAGAGAGAAAGGCAUAGAACCUCUGUGCCACCAGCUGCUGCUUUAACUUCUCCCAGUACAGGCAUGUUAAGUUAAUUGCUCACAUCAGACAUAUAAAGACUCUUAGAAAGACAACCUAUAGCUCCCUGAGGAGACAACAGGGAUGGGGGCUUCCCCCACCCCCUCCAUGAAGCACUACUUCUGUUCAGCAACUUCAGCUCUGGCAAGCUGUAGGAUUAUCAUCACCAGCUUUAAAUCAGAAGGCAAGCCUGCUGCACAGCUACUGCUUCAAUCUUGGCAGGGGCAGCUUUUUCUUUUUUUAGUACUUCAGAGAAGCCAAAGCUGAAGGUUAAAAUACUUCUGCCUCUUCCACUUUUGGGGCUGCUCUCUGUAUGUUUCAGCACUGAGUCCCACACUUAAGCACCGUCCAUGAGGGUAUUAAUUCUCCUUAUAUUUUUUCCAAUUUAAAACUAGUGUAUACAAGUGUUUCACAAUGUCUGUAAACCACAGAACAUAGAAAAUGAAAUUGUGAAAGAAAAAACUAAAAACUACAAGAAGCUUGUGAAAUACUUUUAUUUCUGUUAAGGUCAGGACAAAAGCUAGAACUUACGCAGUCACCAGUUCCUACUGGGUCACACUCUCCUCAGGCCGUAUUCCAGUCCAUGUAUGUACAGUCUCUCCAGGAUCCUGCGUCUGGCAGCUUGAAGACAUCAACAGUGUCACUGUAAUGUUUACUUAGAAUCUUCAAGCUGUGAUAAGCCACACCUUCAGAAAUGUUUUCUAGAACUAAAGCAGCUGAAGGAUGUCCCAAAAGCCACCUGCCCAGCUUAGAGUGGAGGAUUCUUUUCAUAUGUUUCAUAGGCAAAUUCUUCUGUAUGAGCUCUAUCGUUCAGCAGGCCAAUAAAAUCAAUUUCCAACUGGAACG
Messenger RNA from Pezoporus occidentalis (night parrot), 3765 nucleotides. RefSeq names its product nucleolar and spindle associated protein 1 (gene NUSAP1). The coding region runs from base 1 to 1467 and encodes 488 amino acids. Gene Ontology annotation, cellular component: mitotic spindle; microtubule; nucleolus. The record is from RefSeq and is a predicted model, not a curated record. NCBI's taxonomy places the organism in Eukaryota, Metazoa, Chordata, Aves, Psittaciformes, Psittacidae. The transcript is spliced from 12 exons. Gene Ontology annotation, molecular function: microtubule binding. Gene Ontology annotation, biological process: establishment of mitotic spindle localization; mitotic cytokinesis; mitotic chromosome condensation.